Molecule: messenger RNA, 2058 nt
Organism: Actinia tenebrosa (Australian red waratah sea anemone)
Lineage: Eukaryota; Metazoa; Cnidaria; Anthozoa; Actiniaria; Actiniidae
Source: RefSeq, a predicted model, not a curated record
ACGUCACUAAAAGUUUCUAAAGUUUUUACCAGACGAGGCAUUUCAGUUGCAAAACUUUUGACGUAUCUUGAACAGGGAAAACGACAAAAUCCUUUCUUACUAUGAUUAGACUUCUGUUCGUCUUUCUUAUAGCGCUGUGUAAUAUUAAAGCUUCCAUUACGAGUUCAUCUUGUAGGGUUGCUUUCGAACCUGUUGGAUGUUUCCGGGAUGACGGGCGAAAACCAAAGCCACUUCCCGAGCAGUUAUUGAAUGACCGAGAGAAAAUCGAUUGGAAUAAUUGGGACUCGUUUAUGGAAGAUUUGGUUUGUCGGUGCGCAAAGAAAACCUUGGAUGAAGGGUACGACACGUUUGGGAUCCAGUAUUAUGGGGAAUGCUGGAGUGGACCUGAGAACCUUAUCGAUAUUGAUCGCGACGGAUCUUCAAAUGAGUGCAUCAGUCAUGGCUACCAGAGUUGUAAGGCCCAGAACACCACUUGUGUUGGUAAAAAUGGAGCUAACUUUGUCUACAAGCUAGUUCAGCCAAGCUGUUCAAUCCAGAUCGAACGUGUUGGUUGCUUUAAAGACGACAUGAUACCCCCACGACCAUUGCCCGAGUACAUCCUGAGCGAGCGUGACCCGACUGCUCCCUCGUAUAAUGGUACAGAUAUCGAUUGGAUUAACUGGAAUUCCUACAUGCCGGGAUUUAUCUGCCGAUGUGCCAUGCUGGCCAGAAAAUAUGGAUACACUGUGUUCAGUAUACAGUUCUUUGCGGAAUGUUGGAGCGGACCGGCAGCUAUCAGAACAUACGAUCGAAAUGGCGAGUCUUCUCGCUGCAUCAGUAAGAAUCUAAGGCCCUGUAAACCAGACGACAGAUACUGCGUUGGCAAGCAAUUCACCAACUUUGUCUACAGGAUUGUUGAGCCUUGUGACAUCACCUAUACACAGCUUGGUUGCUACAGAGACAAACUCGAUACACCACGGCCUAUCCCUAUUCUCAUGUCAACUGAGCAAGAUCGUACAAGCAAGCAAUUUAAUGGUCACGUGGUUGACUAUCGCAGAUGGGAUGAACACAUGGAGGGAAUGAUAUGCCGUUGUGCAAAAAGAUCGUUUGGCAGCAAGUUUAAGAUAUUUGGCAUGCAGUCUUACGGAGAGUGUUGGAGUGGUGAAGGAGAGAGGACCUAUCGUAAAGAUGGCGGAUCUAACAGAUGUGUAGCCAAACGAUUCUCCACUUGUCCCCCCAAGAGUUUGCACUGUGUUGGAGAAGUAGCAGCCAAUUAUGUGUACUACGUAACAUCAUGCGAUGUAAAGUUUGAAGCCGUGGGAUGUUUCCAUGACGACCUCAUUCUACCAAGGCCCCUACCUGACCUGAUCCUCAGUGAAAGAGACUCAACCAGCCCUGUAUUUAACGGCCGUCGCAUUGAUUGGUUAAAUUGGGACACGUAUGUUCCAGAGUUCAUCUGCAGAUGUGCAAAACAGGCCAAGGAGUUUCAACGGGAAGUAUUUGGCUUACAGUUUUACGGUGAAUGUUGGUCAGGAGUUAACGGAAACAACACCUUCAACAGAAAUGGACCAUCUACAAAAUGCAUAGGGCCUGGGUACCAGCCGUGUACGCCUGGGUCCAAGACAUGUAUUGGGAUGACUAGUACUAACUAUGUAUAUAGAAUAGUACCAUAGUGCUUUAGAUUCGCGUAUAACGUUGUUGAGAUGAACUGACUGGCGGCUAGCAUCAUUUCUAUCAAAAUAUUCUAAUCAUUGCCGAAAGGUAGGAACUUCGUAUAUGGUACAUUGUCUUAUUUGUACCAAUAAAUGUAUGUGGUGAUCAACGUGUUUGUACCAUGCAUGAAGUACCAUACAAAUUAAGCCUCGUAAUCAAAUCUGAAUUUUAAGAUAUCCAACGUACAAUAAGAACAUUUUCAACACUUGAUCAGAAAAAAAUAUUCCCUUUAGUGUUUUGACUCCAACGAGUCAGGGAAUCAGGUGAAGACCCCUUUAAAAUUCUUGUAAAAACAAUGUUUAGUUAUUUUCUUAAUCGGACUUUUUGUUGUGAUGGAUAAAAUUUAUAUAUUGAGUCCUGCUUCAA